Messenger RNA from Micropterus salmoides (largemouth bass), 1455 nucleotides. It is a transcript of the gene xrcc3, whose product is annotated as X-ray repair complementing defective repair in Chinese hamster cells 3. Gene Ontology annotation, molecular function: ATP-dependent DNA damage sensor activity; ATP hydrolysis activity; four-way junction DNA binding. The record is from RefSeq and is a predicted model, not a curated record. Gene Ontology annotation, biological process: telomere maintenance via recombination; t-circle formation; double-strand break repair via synthesis-dependent strand annealing. Bases 144 to 1163 code for a protein of 339 amino acids. Lineage: Eukaryota; Metazoa; Chordata; Actinopteri; Centrarchiformes; Centrarchidae. The transcript has 7 exons. Gene Ontology annotation, cellular component: replication fork; Rad51C-XRCC3 complex.
GGCGGGUAGGUGAAGCUGUCCGGACUGAAAGACCCGAACCAAGAAGCUUCAUCAGGUUUGAUCCGGAAUAAAGCGGCUAUCCGGACCCCGGACGCCGCCUGUGACCGCAGCAGCCGCGAGGACAGCAUGUCCUCGGCCGGGACAUGGACUGGGACCAGCUGGACCUCCACCCCAGGAUCACCGCAGCCGUGAGGAGAGCUAACGUCAGGUCCGUCAGGGACGCCCUGUGUGUUUCCGGUCCGGAUCUGCAGAGACUCACCGGUCUGUCCCGCUCAGACACCCAGCAGCUGCUCGCCGCCGCCGCCACGGCCUGCAGACGGCACCCUCCCAUCCCAGCCCUCCUGCUCCGUGGUGGGGAGUCCGGCCUCAGACUCAGCGUGAGCUGUCCCGUGCUGGACCAGCUGCUGAGGGGGGGUCUUCCUGUGGGGGGCGUCACCGAGCUGGCAGGAGAGAGCGGGGCGGGUAAGACCCAGCUGGCCCUGCAGCUCUGUCUGUCCGCACAGUACCCCACGGAGCACGGGGGACUGGACUCAGGAGCCGUGUACAUCUGCACCGAGGACACGUUUCCCAUCAGGCGGCUGCAGCAGCUGAUCUCAGGUCAGUCCUGUCUGCGUCCUGAUGUCCCCCCAUCCCUGAUCAGCAGCCUCCGGUUCAGUGACCACGUUUACAUCGAGCACGCCGCUGAUCUGGACUCCCUGCAGGUGUGUCUGUCCCGCCGGGUCCCCCUCCUGCUGGCUCGGGGUUUGGUCCGGCUCCUGGUGGUCGACUCUGUGGCGGCUCUGUUCAGGUCUGAGUUCCAGGCUGCUGAUUGGCUGGAGAGGAGCAAACAGCUGCUCACCUUCUCCUCCACACUGCACCACCUGAGCCAGGAGUUCACCACACCCGUCCUCUGCAUCAACCAGGUGACGGAUGUCUUCAGCAGCUCGGACCACAGUUUGGGCCCUCUGUCCUCCAACGUAGCCCCGGCGCUGGGGUUGGCCUGGGCCAAUCAGGUGACGGUUCGGCUGAUGAUGCGGCGCCUUCAGGGGACGGUCGCCCGUGGCGACCAGCACAGCGCCCUCCGCAGGCUGGAGGUGGCGUUCGCUCCUCAUCUGGCCCGAGACGGGCGAGACGCCGGCGUCUGGAGGGAGGGGGUCCGGGGAGUCCUGAACCCUGACAGCUAGACUGAGUCCGUACCAGAGUCCCUGUUAACACGAGGGAACAUGUAAAACCGGAGACGGUUAAUAAACAGAGUUAUUUACGCUGUGGACACCCGGCAGAGCGCCGCCUCCGAGCGGCGGGGUAAGUGGUUCUGUGUUGUUAGAGUACUGUAGUACUGCGGUGGAGUACACCUGUGAGUAGCAGCAGUCUCCUCCCUGUCUGAGUAAUACUUCAUAUCAGUACGUUUUGGUACUGCCAGUACUUCCUGUGUAUAAGUCGUGUGUUCAGAUAAUAAAACUGCAGUUUCACUCUCGG